Molecule: messenger RNA, 1250 nt
Organism: Impatiens glandulifera
Lineage: Eukaryota; Viridiplantae; Streptophyta; Magnoliopsida; Ericales; Balsaminaceae
Product: transcription factor bHLH121-like
Exons: 5
Coding region: 155-1072 (305 amino acids)
Biological process (GO): intracellular iron ion homeostasis
Molecular function (GO): protein dimerization activity; DNA-binding transcription factor activity
Source: RefSeq, a predicted model, not a curated record
AAGAAGGUCACAUGAUGUUGGUGCAUUAUCCUCGUGGCUCGUGGAGAGCACAAGUUCGUGUUCAUGCCUUAUCGUGUCUCCUCCACCUUCUCUUUCUCUCUUUCACAAUAUUUCGAUUAAGUUAUACUACAAGGAAUUCAGAAUCAAUACGGAUAUGGAUCAACGGGAAAACAAUGAUUUCUCACAUCAGUUUGAGUCUAGUUCUGUCUCUCCUACCUCACUUGAUCCUUCUCCGAGAAAAAGGAUUGAUACGGAGGUAAAAAAUCCAAUUGUUGCUAGAAAGGUUCAGAAGGCAGACAGAGAAAAGUUGAGGAGAGAUAAGCAAAACGAGCACUUUCUUGAGCUAGGAAAUACUAUAGACCCGGAUAGACCUAAGAAUGACAAAGCAACAAUUCUGACUGAUACAAUCCAAUUGCUAAAGGAUUUAGUGGAUGAAGUUAAUAGACUUAAAACCGAGCAUGCUUCACUUACUGAAGAAUCUCGUGAGCUUACACAGGAGAAGAACGAACUCAGAGAUGAGAAGGCAUCUCUGAAAUCGGAUGUUGAUAAUCUCAAUAGACAGUACCAGCAAAGAGUGAGAUCGAUGUACCCAUGGACAGCCAUGGAUUCUCCUGUCGUAGUUGCACCAUCUUAUUCAUACCCGGUUCCUGUACCUCAAGCCCCUAUUACAAUGCACCCAUCACUUCAGCCUUUUCAUUUCUUUGGAAAUCAGAACUAUGGUGCCAUUCCUAAUCCUUGUUCGAAUUUUAUUCCCUAUCCAAACAGAAACAAUCCUCUGAAUGAGCAUUUAAUGCCUAAAGCAUCCACUUCCCAUGUUCCGAACAAACAAGAUCAUAAGACAAAAACUGAUGAUUCCAUUGAUGUGGCUACGGAACUUGAACUGAAGACACCCGGAUCUGCAUCCCAUUCGGAUAUGACGACGUCGGGUAAAAGUAAAGGAAAACAAUCUCAAAGGAAGGAGAAAAAUGUCUCGGAUAGGCACUCUUCCUCAAGUAGAUUUGAGGAUAGCUCAUCGAAUAGUGUAGGACAUCUUCCGGAAGCUACUAACAAUUCAGAAGCCUCGGGUAAUUAAUUGUUCAACUAGAGUUUGCAAUAUUUUACUCUUUUAACAUAACUUGUGAAUGCAAAUCAGUUCUUGUGUCGAUAUCGAAAAAGUAAAAAGGUUGUGAAAAUGUUGCUAAAAUGAGAUUUAUUUAUUAAGAUAAGUCUGUGGUACUUAAAAAUUUAUUGAAUGACAUAACAUUCUUUCU